Bacillus rossius redtenbacheri is the source of this 1204-nucleotide messenger RNA. Its product is annotated as peroxiredoxin-6-like. The transcript is spliced from 5 exons. Gene Ontology annotation, molecular function: peroxiredoxin activity. Gene Ontology annotation, cellular component: cytosol; mitochondrion. Bases 332 to 994 code for a protein of 220 amino acids. NCBI's taxonomy places the organism in Eukaryota, Metazoa, Arthropoda, Insecta, Phasmatodea, Bacillidae. Gene Ontology annotation, biological process: cellular oxidant detoxification; cell redox homeostasis. The record is from RefSeq and is a predicted model, not a curated record.
UAUUUAUGUAACAAAAGAUAAUCGUGCACAUACAGUCUGCGUCUAAAAAUUUUAGGAAACUUCUCUUCGAAUAUGGCCGUCGGAAAUGCAAGAAAGUUGGGUGUUGAACAAUACUUGCUGUGCGUUAUUGUGCCGUGCUUGGUUUAACUAGGGCGUAUAACCUUUGAAUAUAUAUAUAUUCAAAGGUAUAACUAAGGACGGUCGGUACGCGCGAAGACUACCGAGUACGUACGAAGAUUGCCGAGGAGCGGAAAGAGCACCGCGGUCUAGACACGGGCGCCCUAGACCCGGGCAGCUACCAGCUAGUUGUCACAGCGAACGAAGAGUCGACAUGCGGCUAGGAGCGACCAUCCCCAACUUCAGGGCGGAGACCACGAAGGGCCCCAUCCAGUUCUACGACUGGGUCGGAGACUCGUGGUGCGUGCUGUUCUCGCACCCCGCCGACUUCACCCCCGUGUGCACCACGGAGCUGGGGCGCAUGGCCGUGCACAACCACGAGUUCGUGAAGCGCGGGGUGAAGGUGAUCGCGCACUCCUGCGACAAGCUCAAGGACCACAACGACUGGGUGGCCGACAUCAAGUCGUACUGCCUGGACAUCCCCGGGGACUUCCCGUACCCCAUCAUCGGGGACGAGCGGCGGGAGCUGGCCGUGCUGCUGGACAUGAUCGACGAGGACAGCAAGGACGACCCGCAAACGGCCGUGACGGUGCGCUCCCUCUACGUCAUCGGGCCCGACAAGAAGCUCAAGCUGUCCAUGCUGUACCCCGCCUCCACCGGCCGGAACGUCGACGAAAUUCUGCGCGUUAUUGAUUCACUGCAGCUAACAUCACGUCUCAAGGUCGUUGCAACUCCGGCCAACUGGACGCCGGGCACGAAAGUGAUGAUUCUACCGGAGGUGAAGGACGAAGACCUCCCCAAACUGUUUCCAAAAGGCGUGGAGAAGAUCAGCAUGCCGUCCGGCAUCACUUACGUCCGCACCACAACGGAUUACUGACGGGACUAGCAUAGUUCCACAACAAUCUCUUCAACGAAACAACUGAUGUUUACAUACUUAAAACUAUUCUACCUUUGUGGUGUGGAAGCUUUUUUUUAAAACACUAAAUGUGAUGCAUUUUAAAUUUGUUUGUGCUGAAUUUGUGUGAAAACGUUUGUAGAAACAAAAUACAUGUACUCAGGUGAAAUAUAUAUCCAAUUAAAGAAACAA